Molecule: messenger RNA, 3556 nt
Organism: Parasteatoda tepidariorum (common house spider)
Lineage: Eukaryota; Metazoa; Arthropoda; Arachnida; Araneae; Theridiidae
Gene: inaE
Product: inactivation no afterpotential E
Biological process (GO): diacylglycerol catabolic process; arachidonate metabolic process
Cellular component (GO): dendrite membrane; postsynaptic membrane; cytoplasm
Molecular function (GO): lipoprotein lipase activity
Source: RefSeq, a predicted model, not a curated record
GAUAGUGGAUGGAUUUUCGCGUAGUGCACCUCUCAUCUUUAAAAGAGGAGCAAGAGCUCCUCUUCCAUCUAAUUGAGGAUGCCUGGCAUCGUAGUAUUCAAGAGGAGAUGGUCAGUAGGAUCGGAUGAUUUCAUUGUCCCGGCUGUCAUCUUACUUAUCCUACAUACCUCAUGGCUGGUGGCACUUGCUGUGAUAUUAGCGACUAUAGACUUUGGUGCUGAUUCCCCAUGCGUCGCUGACUUGUACGAACAUGUCUUGGGAUAUAUGGUCAUCCUGUCAGGCUGUGUCGUGGUCGAGGCUUUCAUAUCCUGGAUCAGUAUGAGGGGUACCAUUCUCGUAACUGUACCAAGAACAUCAAUGCAGUACCUCUUGUAUGUUAGGCUUGGCAUUCUGGCUGUUGAGUUUGCAUGGCUUAUAAUUGGUGUUAUCUGGUUAGCGAGGCAUUACGAAUCCUGCCCAGUUGGUGCUGCUAAAAGUGCAGUUUUAGGUAUUGUCAUAUGCAACUGGUGUGUCCUAUUGAGUGUCCUGGUGACCACCUGGUGUGCAUUCGACUCUGCCGGAAGAUCCUGGGUUAAAAUGAAACGCUUUAAAAUCAGUGAUAAGCCACUGCCCCCACACCACAGAAUAUCGGGACGACACAGGAACUGGAGACACAGAAAAGCUAUGAGGGAGUAUCAGGAUAGCUGGAACAAACGAUGCCGUCUUUUAUUCUGUUGUAUAGGGCAUUCAGACCAACAAAGAAACAAUUUUGCGGAUAUAGCCAAGCUUCUGUCUGAUUUCUUUCGGGACCUGGAUGUUGUUCCAUCAGACGUUGUUGCUGGUUUGGUGCUGUUACGAAAACUUCAACGACUGGAAAGACAAAACAUUGUUACUAAAUCUGACGAUGAUACAUAUCAAUUCUUAUCCGGAGUUCCAAUCACGCCAUCGACAAGAUUUCUUGACAUUACGCAUCCAGGUACUGCAGACCAUAUUUUGACCAUAACUCAUUAUUUCCACUACGCUUUAGCAGUCUAUGGAUGGCCUAUGUUUAUGAUGGUUCAAAGCAAAACUGCAUGUUGCCAAUUAUUUCCUAAUUUAAGAUGCUACUGUUCGGCUCCCGGAGAAAAAAAGUACGAUGCUGCAACCGUUGUGGAAGAUAACUGCUGUUUCUGUAACUAUGCAGCCCUGAAAAGACUCUGCAAAACGCAUAACAUGGAAGUCAUAUUUGCAACCUAUCACGUCGAAAUCGGAGAAACACCAUUCUUUGUUGCUUUGGAUCAUGAAAAACGAACUGUUGUCAUUUCUAUAAGAGGAACUUUAUCACUACAAGAUGUCAUCACUGAUUUGAAUGCGGAAGCAGAUCAAUUACCAACUGAUCCACGUCACGAUGACUGGUUAGGGCAUAAGGGUAUGAUCCAGGCGGCAGAAUACAUCCGGCAAAAACUUAUUGAUGAGAAAAUUCUUAUGCAAGCAUUCCAACACUCCCCAGAAAGAGGAACAACCACUUACGGCUUGGUUCUUGUUGGACAUUCUUUGGGAGCGGGAGCUGCUUCGAUACUUGCAAUACUACUCAGGGAUCAGCAUCCAAAUCUAGUCUGUUACGCCUAUUCUCCACCUGGUGGCCUACUUAGCAUGCCCGUCGUUGACUAUACAAAAGACUUUGUUACAUCGGUAGUUUUAGGAAAAGAUGUUGUUCCUCGUAUUGGCCUCCAUCAAAUGGAAACUCUGCGCAGUGAUCUCAUAAAUGCUAUUAAAAGAAGUCAAGAUCCGAAAUGGAAAAUCAUAAUGGGAGGUGUUUUAUGCUGUUGUCCAGAGGAACCUAAAUUCUCUGAGGAAGCUUCUAUUUCGGCGGCACGUGACGUCUCGACCCACCCCAGUGAUGCAUCCAUUGCUCUGACGGUGCACCAGCCGCUUUAUCCUCCUGGCAAAAUAAUACAUAUUGUCAGAAAUCAUCCCAAAAAAGAAGACCAAAAAUAUGAGACAAAAUGGAGAAAAAUAGUGAAACAUCAUGAUCCAGUGUAUCAAGCAUUAUGGGCAGAUAACAUUGACUUCGAUGAAGUUUUGAUAUCGCCAGUAAUGGUACAAGAUCACAUGCCUGAUAAAGUCCUUGACGCCUUAGAAAAACUAUUGAUUAACACGGGUCCUGCAAAACCUCAAAGACAAUUAUCAGACGCUGAUCGACGACAAAUAUCAAAUCCCGGCACACUGGAAACUGGAGCUCACCCCCGGCCGUCUCGUAUCAACCACGAGACAAGCUUUACAGACGUUUCUCGAGACAGUGAAGAAGCGGUCUCGAGACCCGAUAAACCACAUUUAUUAGUUCCAAACUGGGAGUACAACGACAUAAGCGGUGGUGAGAUGGACGAAGAGAAAAAAACGAAUCUCGAUAAGCAAGACUGGGACGUGGCACCCCUUGCUUCGCCAGAAACUCUCUCAGAUGUUUCGAGUGUUUCAUCGAAAGGAAGCAAGAACAAUGGUAACCGCAUUUCUUGGUGUGGUGUUCCGCCGAUGGCCCCUAUUGCUCAGUCGCCAGCAGUCCAUAGGCCUAACUCCGAGUCCUUGUCAUUUCAUAAAAGCAGACCGACUUCUACAAUGCACGGCGACUCUGGCACUGAUAUAUCAGACAAUUUCAAUUUUCCUGUGAGCCACAAAGUGGUGACGAAAGCCACGGUGGAACGAGAGGACGUAUACUCGCCUUCUCUCAUGAACCCUUCAAAAAUGAAUCUAAAUAUCGAACUCGAAAAGAACAUACAAUAUGGAGAAGGGGACAUAUGUCCCUUCGGAACAGAUAGUACUUACGCUAGCUCAAGUACGGACAGGACGAUAGAACCACUUUUUACCCCCCAUGAACCAAAACGAGUGACGUUUGAUUUGUACGAUACACAAAAAAUGGCUAGAGAAGUGUCCGAAGACAGCAUGUAUAACUCAGGAGAAUCAUUUGUACCUACUUAUCCUGAAUACAGCAACCAACAGGAAUAUGGAACACAUGAUUACAUGUACAUUCCUUGUGGCUACACUAGUUCUAGUCCAAUAUCGUCACCGACGUUGGAACAUUCCAUAUCUGAUGUACAGUUAUUUAAACUUUCUGAACUACCCGGUGUGCAUAAAUCUAGGAUAGAUGAAGAUACUUCCCCCACUCCAGAAAUGGCAGCUAACAGUGAAGAAGCAAUAAUGACGUCAUCGCCGAAAAUGACGCAACCCAAAAAGAAAACUGUCGAAACCGAAUUGUCUUCAUCGCCAAGAGAUUAUACAAAACUGCAAAACGAAAGCAGCUUAUAGCUAUCUUUUUCCUCGGUUUGUAUUUAUAUUGUGAAUAUAUUCAUUGUUCUUCCACGUUAUUGGUCUCUUUUGACCUUGUGAUAUUAUUCAAAGUGUAGAGUGUUUAAUGCCAUCAGAAUCUCAUGGUUUAUUCCUAUUUGCACAUGAGAACAUUUUCCAAAAUGGCAGAUUUCAAUAAUCUUUUCGAAUUCAUAGUCAUUCCAAAGUAUGUUUCAAAGUGGAUGCUUUGAAAUCAUGUUUUAAAUAAUCUAUUCCUUGUAAACUUUCAUAUUAUUAAAAUUGUUUUGAAAGUGUUGAA